Molecule: messenger RNA, 735 nt
Organism: Phytophthora sojae
Lineage: Eukaryota; Oomycota; Peronosporomycetes; Peronosporales; Peronosporaceae
Exons: 1
Coding region: 1-735 (244 amino acids)
Biological process (GO): peptidyl-L-cysteine S-palmitoylation; protein targeting to membrane
Cellular component (GO): endoplasmic reticulum; Golgi apparatus
Molecular function (GO): protein-cysteine S-palmitoyltransferase activity
Source: RefSeq, a predicted model, not a curated record
AUGAGCGGGGGCUUCGUGGCCGUGGCCCUCGGGCUCAUGCUGCUCAAGCUCUACACGUGGGCGGCGGUGGUGCGCGCGCAGGCCAGUCUGCCCCUCAACGGCCUCUACCUCCUGUUCACCGCGCUCAUGCUCUGGAGCUACGCGCGCGCGAUGCGCACUCGCCCCGUCAGCCGGAGACCCGCGAGCGUCGAGUUUGAGCGCGUGACGCGCUACUGCGAGCGCUGCGACGCCGACAAGGCCGAGCACGUGCACCACUGCAGUGUGUGCAACCGCUGCGUGUACCGAAUGGACCACCACUGCCCCUGGACGGGCAACUGCGUGGCCUGGAGCAACAAGAAGUUCUUCCUGCUCUUCCUGCUCUACACGUCGCUGAGCUGCCUCGUGUUCAACGCCAUGGCGUCUCCGCUGGUGUGGGACCCGCGCUUCCGCUACUACGAGUCGCUGCUCAAGUGCGGCUGGGUGCUGUCGCUGGGCGUGGGGCUGCUGCUGGCCGGCUACUUCGUCUUCCACCUGUGGCUGCUGCGCGAGGGCAAGACGACGCUCGAGUUCCUGGCCGGCAAGAGGGGAGAGCUCGCGGACUGCAGCUUCACGCACAACGUGACGGUGUACUUUGGUCGGGAUGUAGGGAGCUGGUGGCUGCCUACGACGCCCAUGCUGGACGCGGCUAUGGGAGGAAGAAGAGAGCGUGACGAUGAUAACGAAGGAGAGGAGACGCUGCAGCUAGUGGUGGAGUGA